AUGUUAAAAUCUCCAUUACAAUUGGAAUUUCCACUUCAUUGGGCAAUUUUCACGAACAAUUUGAAUGAAUUGAAGAGUUUGUUGGAGGAAGAUGCUGAGAUCGAUCUGGAGAAGCAGGAUUGCCGGGGCAGAACUCCGUUAAUGUUGGCGAUCACGUUGGCGCACAAGGAUUGCGCAAAGGAGUUGUUGAGGAGAGGAGCCGACGCCGAUGCACAGAAUAAAGGCAUGUGGUCGGUGAGUCACGAGGCGAUUUCACACGGCGAUCCGGAAAUGAUACGAGCAGUGAUUAAGCAUCGAGAUUUUCAAAGAAACGUGAAAUGUUUGACCUCGAUUCGAAAUAUUCUGCAAAAGUUGAAGGAAACUCCGGAUUUCUAUGUGGAGAUGAACUGGGAGUUCUCCUCAUGGGUGCCAUUUGUGAGUCGACUGUGCCCAUCCGAUACGUACAAGAUCUACAAAAGUGGGGAAUCGGUUCGAAUCGAUACAACUUUAGUCGGCUUUGAGGGAUCGUCGUGGAAACGCGGCAAUCAGACAUACCUUUUCAAAUUCUCCGAAGCGAAUCUCCCUCAAUUGAUCAUCAUGGAUCACAUUGAGAAAUCGGCGACCGUGCAAACGAUUACAGAAAGUGAUCGCUUAGACGAUUUCGAGCCACCCGAAGAGGCGAUCACGUUCAGAAUGAGCGAACCGAUCUCCACCACCUACAUCGAUGUGGAAAAGAUCAGCUUUGAGCGAUCAAAGAGUGGUGGAUUCUUCUCGUGGAUCACUUCAACGGAAAGGGCAGAGGAAAUUGAUGGACACGAGUGUAAAACAUUCAACGCGUCAAAUGUGGAUCUGGUGACAAAGCAGAGGGUCGAGCAUUUGUCCGAUGAGGAUAAAGCUCGUUUUAAACAGGAAUCUGAGUCGCAUCCCCUGUCAUCUGUGCUUAAAAUGGUGCGGAGUGAGAUCACAGAAGUUUCCCCGAACACCGCUGAUUCGCUAGGUGGAAUCACACCGGCCGAGUACCUCGACAAGGAUUUUGAGCUCAAUUGUGAUAUUGGCCGAGCCAAGGAGAUCUCCCGUAAAUCGAACACUUUCAAAGCGACUUUAUGGUUGGCUGAGGAGUACCCACUUCAGCUACAAGAACAAAUAAUUCCGAUUGUCGAUCUGAUGGCCUCGAAUAGUGCCCACUUUGCGCGACUCAACAACUUCAUCCGUUUACAGCUUCCCGCUGGGUUUCCCGUUAAAAUCGAGAUUCCCCUAUUCCAUGUGGUGAGUGCAAAGAUCACUUUUGGCAAUAUUAACAAGCCGGGUCGCUUCGUGACACCGAUUGAUGAGCCAUCGGUGAAUGGGAUAAUGCCAGUGACAAUUGAUGAUCAAUGCUUUGAGAUUCCAUCCAAUUACAGCUCUUUCGACGAGCUUUCAGCGGCAAAUUGGUGGGAUGCGAACAAUGACCCAACUUCGCCACCGUCAGGGCAUCGUCAUCAUUACUCGGCCGAGCAACAAGAAGAAAUGCUUCUUCAAUUGGCUAUCCAACAGAGUCUCCAAGACAAUUCGACGAAUCGAGGAGAGGAUGAACAACAGCAAGGCAAUGGAAAUCUCAUGAUGAGUGUCGCUCCGCAGGGUUGGUUUGAGGCUCCACAAGAAACUUCAUGGAGCCCGGCGGCCGAUCGAGAGGCUCAAGAAUUGGCAAUCGCCAUACAGGAGAGCCUCCGAUUCGCGAAUAACCCAAACGCAGCAAAUGAGGAGCCACCAGCGUAUCUUCCCGUCUUGCCGAUUGCUAAUCUUGAGGACGACUUAUCGAUGGCUCUCCGUUUAUCCCAAGUCGAAGAGGAGCAACGACGUCAAGCUGCCGUCAGCGAGGAAGAGGAAUUGGCGCGGAUCCUUGAACUCUCUAAACAGGAUCAU
Molecule: messenger RNA, 1881 nt
Organism: Mesorhabditis belari
Lineage: Eukaryota; Metazoa; Nematoda; Chromadorea; Rhabditida; Rhabditidae
Source: the annotation of a GenBank genome assembly